Molecule: messenger RNA, 294 nt
Organism: Menidia menidia (Atlantic silverside)
Lineage: Eukaryota; Metazoa; Chordata; Actinopteri; Atheriniformes; Atherinopsidae
Source: the annotation of a GenBank genome assembly
UUGUUCACGGGUUUCCGGUCAGAGCCUAAACACGCAGACAUGCCUCUUGCAAAAGAUCUUCUGAACCCAACUCCUGAGGAGGAAAAGAGGAGACACAAGAAAAAACGUCUUGUCCAGAGUCCAUAUUCAUAUUUUAUGGAUGUCAAAUGUCCAGGUUGCUACAAGAUCACCACAGUUUUCAGUCAUGCUCAGACUGUCGUGCUGUGUGUGGGCUGCUCCACCGUCCUGUGCCAGCCGACGGGGGGCAAAGCGCGACUCACAGAGGGAUGCUCCUUCAGGAGGAAACAGCACUAG